AUGACGCUCUUGAAAGGAGCAUGGGUAGGUGGAGUAAGAUUCGGCGUAGGUGGCGGUGGCGGUGUCGGUGGGAUGGGGGAUGAUUCCAGCGAGUUCGAUUCCAUUUCGAGAGACGAACAUCUCUCCUCCGUCCACAGCAUCCGUAGCGGUAUUCUCCCCUCGCUCGGUUCUCAAUCUACUCGGAGCGUCAAGCUUCGCCCCUUCACCAUCAACCCUUUACAUCAUCGUUACAGACUUUGGCAGGUAUUUCUAGUUGUGCUUGUGUUUUACACAGCCUGGGUUUCUCCAUUUGAGUUUGGAUUUCUGGAUUCACCUGCGCGUGUUCUCUCUAUCGCUGAUAAUGUAGUCAAUGCUUUCUUUGCCUUUGACAUUGGUUUAACCUUCUUUGUCGCCUACCUGGAUAAAAUUAGCUACCUUCUUAUUGAUGAUCGUAAUCGUAUUGCUUGGAGAUAUUUAACAACAUGGUUCGUGUUUGAUGUCAUUUCCUCCAUUCCUUCUGAAAUUGGUAGGAAAAUGUUUCCUAGUUCCCUCCAUCCUUAUGGCUACUUCAAUAUGCUUAGACUUUGGCGUCUUCGAAGAGUUGGUGAUCUAUUUGGAAGGUUGGAGAAAGAUCGAAAUUUCAACUAUUUCUGGGUUCGAGUUGCAAGGCUUGUUUGUGUAACACUGUUUUCAGUUCACUUAUCUGCGUGUUGUUUGUAUCUUAUUGCACACCGUUAUGAGGAUCAGUCUGCUACAUGGUUGGCUCUUGAUGCGAGUGCUGCUAGAGAAAGCAUACCAAGACUUUAUGUAAGAGCAAUUUAUUGGAGUACAACCACAUUGACUACUACUGGUUAUGGUGAUAUUCAUGCUGUGAAUUGGAAGGAAAUGUUGUUUUCCACUUGCUUUAUGUUGUUCAAUAUGGGGUUGAGUGCAUAUCUCCUUGGAAACAUGACAACUUUAAUUGUUGAAAGGACUGGUCGAACAAGGAGGUUUAGAGAGACGAUUCAAGCGGCAUCAGGGUUUGCACAAAGGAACCAUUUGCCUCCACGUUUGCAAGAUCAGAUGCUUGCUCAUUUAUGUCUGAAAUACCGAGCUGACUCAGAAUGGUUGCAACAACAAGAAAUUAUUGAUUUGCUUCCAAAAGCUAUUCAAUCGAGUAUUUCAAAUUUUCUAUUUUAUGGGCUUGUUGAUCAAGUGUACUUGUUUAAUGGUGUGUCAAAUGACACGCUGUUUCAACUGGUAUCAGAGAUGAGAGCCGAGUAUUUUCCACCCAAAGAAGAUGUGAUCUUGCAAAAUGAAGCUCCAACAGAUUUCUACAUUUUGGUAUCUGGUGCUGUGGAGAUAAUCUCUCGGAGAUUUGGAGUUGAACAGGUUGUUAGAGAGUUAAAAGCUGGGGAGGUGUGUGGUGAAAUAGGUGUGCUUUGUUAUAGGCCACAAGUAUUUACAGUUAGAACAAAACGAUUGAGCCAGCUGUUAAGAUUGAAUCGCACUCAAUUUCGCAACAUUAUCCAGUCAAAUGUUGCAGAUGGGACAAUAAUUAUUAACAAUCUUCUUCAGCAUUUGAAAGAAAAAUCAGACCCAAUAAUGGAAGCAGUAUUGGCAGAUAUAGAAAAUAUGUUGUCUCAAGGAAGAAUGGAUGUGCCUUUAAGUUUAUGUUUUGCAGUUUCAAGAGGUGAUGAUGUUUUGUUACAUAAAUUGCUUAGACGAGGUGGCCUUGAUGCAAAUGAGGUCGACCAUGCUGGACGCACAGUUCUUAAUCUUGCAGCCGCUAGUGGAAGUUUGGAAUGUGUGCUUUUACUCUUGGAUUAUGGAGCAGAUCCAAAUAGAAGAGAUACCGAUGGAAACGUUCCCCUAUGGAGUGCGAUAGUAGGGCGAAACGAAUCCGUGAUAAAACUACUCGUAGACAACGGUGCAAACCUAAGCAACGGUGACGUAGGCGAAUUCGCUUCAUUUGCCGUGGAACAAAACAGCAUCGAAAUGCUACAAGACAUAAUCAAACACGGCGGUGACAUCACGGUUAGAAACAGUAUGGGGACCACCGCGCUCCACAAGGCCAUAUCCGAAGAGAAAACGUCUGUAGUCGAGUUUUUAAUCAAUCACGGAUGCAACAUCGACAUGCCGGAUGUCCACGGGUGGACCCCGCGUGACUUGGCACAUCAUCAAGCACAUGAAGAUAUUUUGGAUAUGUUUAGGAAAAGACCCUCGCCUAAGGAGAAGCCACGGAGGAGAAAAACCAAACUUGAUGGUGCGUCGUAUCUUAAGAAGUACCAAAGUGAGCCGCGGAUGCUGCAUUUGCCUACGGAGUUGCCGAGGCUUUCGUCUGCGGGCGUGCAAGAGAGUAGGAAACGGCCCGAUGAUUUUAGUAAUUCGCUUUUUGGGAUCGUUUCGUCUGCUAGUCGGAAACAAAGUGCAGGUGAUAUAAGUUUUAUACCGGCACCACUACCUCCCGGAGGCGAUAAAAUUGCUAGAGUGACAAUUAGUUGUCCGGAGGCAAAUGAACAAGUAGGGAAACUUAUACGCCUUCCCGGAUCUCUUCAAGACAUACUUAAUAUCGGUGCCCAAAAAUUUUCCAUUACUCCUACAAAAGUUCUAAAUAAAGAUGGAGUUCAAAUUGAAGAUAUACAGCUCAUUAGAGAUGGUGAUCAUCUUGUCCUUAAAACUUGA
This is a messenger RNA of Lactuca virosa, 2643 nucleotides long. The record is from the annotation of a GenBank genome assembly. Lineage: Eukaryota; Viridiplantae; Streptophyta; Magnoliopsida; Asterales; Asteraceae.